CUUGUCUGAAGAGAUGAUGAGAGGAAGUACAGAAAAGCGUGGAAGCAGAACAGCCGCAAAGCUCGCAACUAACGCUUGCCUAACUUCUUCUCUCUUUUAUUACAAUGUCGCACAUUGCUUUAGCCUCUCCCUCCGUCAUCGCUUUUCACCGCGGAGCGAAGCAAUGGAGCGCGCUAUUUCCCAGUUUCCGGAGAACUACGGGAACCGCUUCGUCUUUGUUCGCAAGUUCUCUCAGGAAACGGUUGCAAUUGCGGUUUUCCGCUUCGGCGGAAACUGGCGGCAGUGGAGGUGUUGCGGAGGAAAUAUCUGAGGCCGAAAAAGAGCCUACGAAUUUCGCGUGGCCCGAUUACAAGAAACCUAGAGUGUGCAUACUAGGAGGUGGAUUUGGUGGCUUAUACACUGCUUUGAGGUUGGAAUCGUUGGAAUGGCCAGACGAUAAAAAACCACAGAUUGUUCUUGUUGAUCAGUCUGAACGUUUUGUUUUCAAGCCAAUGUUGUAUGAGCUUCUAUCUGGAGAAGUGGACGAAUGGGAAAUAGCUCCUCGUUUCUCAGAUUUGCUGGCAAACACCAGUGUGCAGUUUUUCAAAGACAGAGUAAAACUUUUGCUUCCCUCUGAUCACUGGGGAAUGAAUGGAUCCAAAUCUACUCACGGAGGAACUGUUCAUCUUGAAAGUGGCCUUCUUAUAGAAUAUGACUGGCUGGUUCUUGCAUUGGGAGCUGAAGCUAAACUGGAUGUUGUGCCAGGGGCAGCUGAAUUUGCAAUUCCUUUCUCAACAUUAGAGGAUGCACGUAAAGUCAAUGCUAAAUUAACAACAUUAGAGAGAAAGAACUUUGGCAAGGACAUCCAAAUUAGUGUGGCUGUUGUUGGUUGUGGUUACUCUGGAGUUGAAUUGGCUGCAACACUAGCAGAGCGAUUACAAAAUAGAGGAAUUGUGAGAGCAAUUAAUGUCGAAACAAUGAUUUGCCCAAAUGCCCCACCUGGCAACAGGGAAGCUGCACUAAAAGUUCUUUCAUCAAGGAAAGUUGAACUUUUAUUGGGUUAUUUUGUCCGCUGUAUUCGGAGGCUUAGUGAAUUGGAGUAUGCAGAUACGCUGACAGGGGUAGAUGAAAAUACUAUUGAAACUGUGCCUGAUUUUGAGAAAUAUAUACUGGAGCUACAACCUGCUGAAAGGGGAAUGCAAAGCAAAGUCAUUGAAGCAGAUCUGGUGUUGUGGACUGUUGGAACCAAACCUCCUCUUCCUCAGCUGGAACCUUCAGAUGUACCAUUUGUAAUUCCACUUAAUGCCCGAGGACAAGCUGAAACAGAUGAAACUCUUCGUGUUAAGGGUCACCCUCGGAUAUUUGCCCUUGGCGACUCUUCUGCAUUAAGGGAUUCAAAUGGAAGGGUCCUUCCAGCCACUGCACAGGUUGCAUUUCAGCAAGCAGAUUUCACUGGUUGGAAUCUGUGGGCUGCAAUCAACGGGCGUCCACUUUUGCCAUUUAGGUUUCAGAAUCUAGGUGAGAUGAUGACCCUGGGAAGAAAUGAUGGUGUCAUUUCUCCGAGUUUUGUUGAUGGUCUGGUCUUAGAAGGUUCUAUUGGUCAUACUGCGAGGAAGAUAGCUUAUUUGAUCAGGUUACCAACGGAUGAACAUAGGCUUAAAGUGGGGAUUAGCUGGCUUACAAAAUCUGCUAUUGAUUCCGUGUCAUCCCUACAAAGUACCUUGUACAAGGUCCUUUCGGGCUCUUAGCUGCAGAUUGAUAUGUAUAUAGCUAUUGCUAAGCGUUUUUAUUUAGGCUGCAGAAUUUAACAGCCGUGGUUUUGUUCCUUGUAUCACAAAGGAUUGUUUGUAAGUGUGAAUCGUAGAUCUCUAAAAUACAAGGUCGAGGACAGCGAUUAUUACUGAUAAUAAAGUGAAAUUGUCAGAAAUGGAAGGAAUUGGUGUCAUUCUAUUUUAACACUCUA
This is a messenger RNA of Cajanus cajan (pigeon pea), 1942 nucleotides long. RefSeq names its product NAD(P)H dehydrogenase C1 (gene NDC1). NCBI's taxonomy places the organism in Eukaryota, Viridiplantae, Streptophyta, Magnoliopsida, Fabales, Fabaceae. Gene Ontology annotation, biological process: phylloquinone biosynthetic process; aerobic electron transport chain. The record is from RefSeq and is a predicted model, not a curated record. Gene Ontology annotation, molecular function: NAD(P)H dehydrogenase (quinone) activity. Gene Ontology annotation, cellular component: chloroplast.